AAAUGAUAGAUGUGCAUUGUACUGUUCACGCUUCAGUUUGUAAGCACUAGGAAUUGUGACUGCAACCACGCCGAACCCUCACUGCCAAGGCACUUCUAGCACUGCUCAGACCUUGCACACCUUCCUUCUUUUUUGUUGACGCUUCGCAUGGUACAUACCCUCCUAGGUUUUCCGCCUAGUCUUGGGCCACCAUGAGCUCCUUUUCCUUGACGAGUGACGUUGUCAACUAUCUCAUAUACCGAUAUUUGCAAGAGGCUGGCUUCACACACUCGGCAUUCACCUUUGCCAGCGAGAGCCUGGUUACCCGCACCAACAUCGACCCCAACAAUGUUCCACCUGGAUCGCUGGUAACCUUCAUCCAAAAGGGCCUUCAAUACCUUGAAAUUGAGGCGAACCUAGACGCUCAGGAUGGCGAGGUUGAUGGCGACUACAAGCUGCUCACGCCCGAGGAGCUGCUCUCGAACGACGUGGACCAGCUGCGGGCGCUAGUUGCGGAGCGCAAGGAGGAGGACAGCCGACCCAAGGGCCCGCCGCCGGCCGAGAAGACCAAACCCGACCGGGAGCAGCAGCAGCGCGCGCGAGAGAAGGCGGAGCGAGAGAAGGCAGCGGAGCGGUCGGAGAAAGCAGAGCGGGCAGAACGGGCGGAGAAGGCAGCAGCAGAGAAGGCGGAGCGUGAGCGGGAAAAGGCUGCCUCAGUAGCAGCAGCGGCGGCGGCAGCGGCCGCCGCCGCCUCCGCAGCAGUUCCUGCACCCGCCCCAGCAGCAGCGGCGGCGCAGCCCCCUGCGCUCGCCGCACCCGCUGCUGCUCCCGCGCCCCCAGCGGCCCCCGCCACUGUCGCCGUCAAGUCCGAGCCGCGCCCGUCCUCGGGACCCUCCUCGGGUCCCACCCCCAUGGAGGAGGACACGCCACCCGCCCCGGGGGGCCCGCCCAGCAGCGCCGCAGCCCCCGCAGCAGCCGCAGCCGCCACAGCACCCCCAGCAGCCCCAGCAGCAGGCGGGGUGAGCGGCGGCAGCAUCGAGGUGGCUGCCAGCAGUGUGGUGACGCUGAACGGACACGACAGCGAGGUCUACAUCUGCGCCUGGAGCCCGGUGGAGCCGCUGCUGGCGUCAGGCUCCGGCGACUCCACCGCCCGCAUCUGGAACCUCUCCACCUCCGCCGCCGCGGGGGGGUCGGGUCGCUCCGUGGUUCUGCACCACGAGGCCAAGCAGGACAAGACGCAGGGCAAGGACGUCACCACGCUGGACUGGAACGCGGACGGCUCGCUGCUGGCAACCGGGUCGUACGACGGGCUGGCGAGGAUCUGGGGCAAGGACGGCAAGCUUCGUCAGACGCUAGACAAGCACCAGGGCCCCAUCUUCGCGCUCAAGUGGAACAAGCGCGGCGACCUGCUGCUGAGCGGCAGUGUGGACAAGACGGCGAUCGUGUGGGACGCCAAGACGGGGGAGGCGAAGCAGACGUUUGACCUGCACACGGCCCCCACCCUCGACGUGGACUGGCGCAACAGCACCUCCUUCGCCACCUGCUCCACCGACAAGCUCAUCCACGUGUGCAAGCUGGGCGAGAGCCGAGCCGUGAAGACGUACGCGGGGCACGACGACGAGGUGAACGCCAUCAAGUGGGACCCCAGCGGCCGGCUGCUGGCCUCCUGCUCGGACGACAAGACGGCCAAGGUGUGGUCCCUCAGCAGUGACAAGCCGGUGCAGGACUUCCGGGACCACCAGCGCGAGAUCUACACCAUCCGCUGGAGCCCCACCGGCCCGCAGUCUGCCAACCCCAACAUGCCGCUGCUGCUGGCGUCCGCCUCCUUCGACACCACCGUGCGGCUGUGGGACAUCGAGGCGGGGCGCGCCGUGCAGUGCCUGCAGAAGCACGUGGAGCCGGUGUACAGCGUGGCCUUCUCGCCGAAUGGCAAGCUGGUGGCCACCGGCUCGUUUGACAAGUGCGUGUAUGUGUGGAGUGUGGAGGAGGGUGUGCUGGUGCGGUCGUUCAAGGGGGAGGCGGGGAUUUACGAGGUGUGCUGGAACAGGGAGGGCACGCGCGUGGCGGCGUGCUUUGCCAAC
Astrephomene gubernaculifera is the source of this 2060-nucleotide messenger RNA. The record is from the annotation of a GenBank genome assembly. Lineage: Eukaryota; Viridiplantae; Chlorophyta; Chlorophyceae; Chlamydomonadales; Astrephomenaceae.